GGGGGGGGAAGGAUGCAAUUUUCAGUCACCCGAGAAUUGUCCCCUGGAGGUUGGGGCUCAGUGUGGUGCAGGUUAGCAGAGAACGUGUUCCGAGUUGGUGUCUGGCCAGAUGUUGUGGACCCCACUGGGAAGUGACAGCUUGGAGGGGGUCUGGUCUGGGCCACCUCUCCCGGGUGUGUGGGUGGUCCCUGACCUCGAGGAUGGGAGGUGUCUGGUGCAGACCAGAGCGGAGGCCCCUCUUUGCACAGGGGCUCACGGCUAGAUCGGGCUGGUGUUGUGGUUUGUCUUCAGGGACUCGCCCCACUGCCACGCACCUUCAGGGUGGGGCAGAAUUAGGCUGUUGUGAGCAUGUGAGGCAGUUUAUUGCUGUCAAGUUGAUUGGUGUUUCAUUUUCCAUGUGAGCCACUGUGAACCUAAGUUUUGCCCCACCUGGCGCACACAGCCCGGGGCUUAGGGAUGCCAGAUGGUUCAGCAUCCCUCGGCUGGUGUUUUGGCUGGAAUUUUGUGCCUUAGGAAAAUGCAGAUUCCUGGAGGGGUGUUUCUUCAAGGCUUCUCAGUUACUUAUGCUUUGGUGGAAGUUGGGUCUUAGACCCUUUUCAGAGUGGCUUUCAGUGGCUGAGAGCUGCUGGGAGGCGGUCAGAGAGUAGGUGGAAGUGAGGCUGGCACCCAAGACCACGCUUGCCUGGGAGGCUUGGCUGCCGGGGUUUGUAGGCCCGGAGGAGGGAGAGCCAGCUGUCUUGUCUCCCACCUGGAGUCCAUGCCCUGGACUUGGGCCCCGGGGAGCGCGGCCGGGUCACCUGAACUUCUUUCCCUUUCCGGGCUGGCUCUCGGCCCGAGCGCAUGGUCCAGGAUGCUUUGGAGGCUUAGGGGACAUCUGGGUCUUCUCCACAAAGCAGACCUGGCCUCUGGGGGAGCCGAGAUGGAGGAUGACUGAGCCCCAGCCCUGAAUGAACCUCAGGGCUGGGGGUGGGAGGUAGCUUCUCCAUCAGCCCUUGGAAUCCCAUCUGCCUGGCUUCCAGAGGUGCUCUGCGCCAUCAGUCCCAUCCUGUCCCCAAGGCUAUCUGUCCGAUCUGUGUGAGUCCCCAGGUGGGAGGAGGCCAGGAGGCUGGCAGCCCUGGCUUUGCGGAGGCCUGCCCCUCCCCCGUGCGCUCAGGCACACCUUUGAUUAGGAGGCCAUUGGCUGCGCUUGUGCUGAGUUCAGGCCUUCUGUGGAGGGUGAAAUCUGUUGAGAAGGCACUUUUCUGUGUGAUCUCGUCAGGAAGUCACCGCUGCGCUCAGCAUCGGGGGUGGAGGGAGAUGGGGGUGGGAAAAGCUGGUGCCGGGGCUUCUCCUUCCACAGACAGCGGUGGGACCCAGGCAGUUCCCUGCCCUCUGGUCUGUACACCCUGUGCCCAGGGUGGGCGUGGCCUCAGGACCUUCUGGCCUCCAGCUCUGGUUUUGCCUCCUCUGCUCUGGAAGAACCAGGCUCUGGAUCAGCAGGCCUGCCUGAGACCCCAGGCGGCCUGGCUGUGGGGAGACACCUCCAGCCUCCUGGUGCAGGGCUGGGUGGGGGAGAGUCCACCCUGGAGCCCACUGUGCUUCCACUUCCCCAGCUCACACGUCAGCUCCCUGUGAGGGUAAGACACCCUGCCCUGGCCAAGCCGGAAUGGCCUGAAGUUCUGUGGCUUCCUCCAGAGUGCCUGCUUGCCGUGCCCCCGGGUUAUGACGACCCCCAAUAAAGGAAACAAGGCCUUGAAGGUGAAGCGGGAGCCUGGCGAGAAUGGCACCAGCCUGACGGACGAGGAGCUGGUGACCAUGUCAGUGCGGGAGCUGAACCAGCACCUGCGGGGCCUGUCCAAGGAGGAGAUCGUGCAGCUGAAGCAGCGCCGACGCACACUCAAGAACCGUGGCUACGCCGCCAGCUGCCGCGUGAAGCGGGUGACGCAGAAGGAGGAGCUGGAGAAGCAGAAGGCGGAGCUGCAGCAGGAGGUGGAGAAGCUGGCCUCGGAGAACGCCAGCAUGAAGCUGGAGCUCGACGCGCUGCGCUCCAAGUACGAGGCCCUGCAGAGCUUCGCCAGGACCGUGGCCCGAGGCCCCGUGGCGCCAGCCCGGGGCCCCCUCGCUGCCGGCCUGGGGCCCCUCGUCCCCGGCAAGGUGGCUGCCACCAGCGUCAUCACAAUAGUAAAGUCCAAGACGGACGCCCGGUCGUAGGGACGCGCACUUGCCCAGGCGGGUCUGUGAGGGGCUAUUAGGCGCGUGUGAUUUCAGCAGCCCUGUCCCCUUCCUCCUCCUCCCUCCCUUCCUCUCCUACCUCUUCCCUUCCCUGCAAAGCACAACCCUCACCCCAGGGGCACCGGGCUGAGCCCCUUGAUCUCGUCGUUGUCAUCGUGUGUUUUGUAUGUUGGGAUGGGUCAGUUUGGCGGUGACGUGGGGUCACCCCAGGCCCCUUUGCACCAAGGCCACGUGGGCUUGGGACCCAGAGUUGGCCCUGUGGGAAUGGAUGGAAAGACGGAGCAGCUGUGGGGCUCCAGUUUCCUGAGCCGGGGCUGCUCCAGGAUGGGAGGGCCGCUCCCUUACGAGCAGCCCACAGGCCCUGACGGCGGCCUGGCUGGUGGAGUGCUGGGUGGUUCGCUCGCAGCUUGGCCAGCAGGCAUAGGUGGGCUCCGCUUUGAGGAUUAAGGUGUCCUUGAGGGCCCUGGACAGGCAGGCCAGCGGCCUGACGGUGGGGGGAGGAGCGUCGAGUGACCUCGGGCCAGGGCCCUUGGUGCGCUCGCCUGGCGUGUUGCGCUGAAGACCGAGUCGCCGGUGGUGCGUGAGCACGAGUGAGGGCGUCCAGUGUCCUGCGGUGGCCCCGUGUCACUGUUUACACGACCUGUCUGUGUGGUCACAUAGCCCUUUAUUUAAAGAGAAGUUUUCUUUUACGAAGUUAUUAAAUUAUAUGUUUAAAAGCUAAGGGAAAAAAAAGCUUCAGAGUAUUUAUAAAACUGUCUUUUUACAAAAAACAAGCAAGAGCAUUUGACCGUAUAAAUGGAAAAGGGAAAAAAGUAUAAUAGAAACUUUGCUAGUUUAAAAAAAGAAAACAAAAAAAAAAACAAAAAAAAUCCCUUUCUUGUAAACUUACAGACAAGUCUUUGUGGCUGUUGGAGUUUAGUUUUUAUAUACACAGAGUUAUCAGAUGUUAUUUAUAAAACUUAGUUUAAAAAAGACAAAAAACAAAAAAAGCCCAGCUGCGAGCGACCAGAAGGCGCGUCCGCCGUCCUCUUUGCCGACUCUUUUGCAAUUGUACCGAAAGUGACUUACGCCCUUGCCCUUCCUGCUUCCGUCUCCUGCCGGUGCAGUGUCGUCGUGCCUGGUGAGGUCUUGUGCAGCGUCUUGUGCUGGUGCUUCUGGUGACCUUUGACCUGUGGGUGUCACUUCUUGUGUCUGUUUUCCCGUGUUUGUUUUCGGAAUCGGUUGUGUUUUGCUUCUGCUGGCUUGCUGGGCGCAGGCUGGGGUUCCAGGCAGGACCUGCUCUGGCAGUUUCGGGGGGGGGGUUCUGUGCCCACCAGCCCAGUGUCUUUGGCCUCGCCACCUGCCCCAGGCGUCCAGGAGGUCUGAUUCCGGGCCCUGCCUCCCCUGGACCUGCUGCCCUUGGCUUCGCAUGUGUGUGGCAGGCUUGGGCUGAUCCAGCGGCAGGGUAGGUAACACCGGGGGCUUUCCCGGGAGCCCCGCACGCUGCUUUCGUGCUCACCGCCUCUGGCCCUGGGUGGGGGCUUUGCAGAGACCAGGGAGUCACUGUGGGUGCCCAUGGGGCCACAGCCAAGCUGCCUGCCCUGCCUGUCUUCCUUCUGGUGUCCAGUCGCCCUGCUCUGGCUCUGGCCACUGCACUCCACUUUGUUUCACAUGGGCCUCAGCAGGAGCACCCAGGGGCCUACUGACCCCAGAACUUUUUGUGCUGCGGGGCGGUGCUUCCUAGGCAGAGCUGGGUGGUUCCGGGGCCCACCUGGGGCAGCCCCUUGUGCCUGCCUGAGGGCCUGGGGUCACCACCAGGACCAGACAAGGGCUGCAUCUCCAGGGCCAGGUCCCUUCCUUCCUCUCCCUGAACAUGUCGGCAGCUCUGGGCUUCGGGCCUCCUUCCGCCUCCCUUCGGGAUCUGUGUCUUCCAGGGAUCCGAUGCUUGGCUUUAUGGGGUACUUGUCUCUGGGGCCGAGCCUGCCUCCCCAUCCCAGCCUCCGGUGGAGGCUGCUGGUUUCCCAUGCUUGGGAAGGCUCCUGUAGUCACAGGAGCCUGCACUGUCAUCCCCAGGAGGCUAGUGCCGUCUCCAAGGGCCACCGCCUCUCCGUGGGGCUGCUGGUUGGCUUUUCUGGGGGCCCCGAAUGCCUGUAAAAGCUCAGAAGUGCAACUAUGUGGCCUGGCGGGGUGUCACCUGGUGGGCAGCUGGGUUUUCAUCCCAGGGAUUGGCCCCUCGUGCCUGUGGGGCAGGAGCAGGGGCGUGACGUCAGCUUCCACCGUGUGGAUGGCUUCUCUGGGUCCAGGUGUUUGGAGGUAUUUCCGCUGCACCUGGGUCAGCCUGCAAUGCUGAUUCGGCCACUUGCGCCACACCACUCAGUGGCUUCCUCCCUCCAGUCUGCCUCUGUCUUAGGGUCCAGACGGGAGUCAUUGGUGGGUGUAGCAGCAGUGCUCUGGAAUCGAAUCCUAAUGAUCCCUAAAGAGAGGCCAUGCCCGGUCCCGGCGGCCCUCCGUGGCUGUUUUCCAUCCCUACUUUUGUCCUGACUGGGAGGCGGUUGUCCAUCUCUGCACACUUCGGUCCCACUGCUGACCUGGGGAACGGAGGGAGGAGGUGGGUUUUCCAGGGGGUGGUGCUGAGCAGAAAUUGCAGGUCCUUGGUUUGGUUUACAGGAGAAGCGUCUGGAGUCAGUGAGGACGUGGUUCCUUUCAGAGUUUUUGGACAUGAAGUGACUGCCCCCUGGGUCAGGGGAGCGUCCAGUUCCCGUCAAGCCAGCCCUGCAGGGCCACUCCACCCUGCGUCCCCUUUCCUUGGUUUCUUGACAGCAGGUUCUGUGUCCACGUGUGACUGGUUGGUGUCUUUCUGGUUCUUGUUAAUUCAGUUUUCCUGCUGUGAGGGUGUCGUGUUCCCUCUUCUUCUACUCAAUUUUCUGACACAGCGAAUCGAGGGCUUUGGCCAAAGCCAAGUCUUUCAAAUGUGUCCACUAAGUAAACCAUACUGUGCCCCACCCCACCUCCCGCCCAACUCCUCCCUUAUCCCAGAACGGACACUCAGAUUUCAGAGAAUCUUGUGGGAACAGGUCCACCCCUUUUCCGAGCAUGCCCCAGGGAUGCCCCCCCACCGUGGCUGCUGCUCCGGGUGGCACUGCCUUUUGUGCAGGCGAGAAGGCAUGGCUGUUCAGCGGCAGCUAGGAGGCGUGCCGCUUUCUGACGAGCUCGUCUUCCCUUGGUCUGCGCUUCAAGUCUGUGUGCCCAACCCUGACCGUCAGGAGCAGCUGCAGUGGUCUUGCUGGGGCCCAGAGCUCUGAUGUGCUGUCACCUGCUUUGGGGCCAGUGGUCAAGCCCCAUCUGGCCCCUGGUGCCUCCAGGUCCAGGGUGUCCGGCUGGCCAGAGCUCCCUUCCACAGCUGGGAAGCCUGGACCACAGCCUGCAGCACUGUUUCCGCUCUGGGAUCUUGAAGCUACUUUUUUAGGCUGUGGUUUGGUGAGAGGAACCAACACAUUAACGAUUUUUCCCCCAGAAGCCACUAAAUAAUUCUUUUUGGCGCGUUUUUGCCUUCCUGUUGGCUGUCUGGUCUUGGAGCAGAUGGGGAGGUGGGGGGUGCUCUCACGCAGGCGGCCUGCCUUGCUCUGGCCUGUGUCUGGGGUGUGUGCUAGGCCUGUCGGGCCAGUUGCACCCCACCCUGGAGCAGCAGCCUCCAUACGUGGGUGUCCCCAGUGAACUACGAGGAGCGACCCUUCCUUCUUCCCCUCCUCAAUCCGCUAGUCCCGGAAGCCUUUAACCAAACGGGGGUGGGUGCAGCGAGCCUUCUCCUGGCAUCUGGGGCAAACAGGACAAGGGCUGCCCGGUGUGUCCUGCUCUGCUGCUCUCCUGGCGCUGAGAGGGUGGGCCCGAGCAGAGUCAUUCGCACUCUGCCUGCCCUGACCGGGGCUGAAGCCAGGGGUAGGUGGGGGUACCCUGGGGUCUGCCCAGCGGCUGGGGGUUGUUGGAGGUCCGGGUAGAGGGGGCCUCAUGGGGGCGGCCCGCCUUGGAGCCACCCUGCCCUGUGCAGUAUUUAUUGCUAAAUUAUUGUCCAGGAGGGGCGGCACUGGGCCAGGCCCCGGGUAUUUAUUGCUGUACAUAGUGUAUGUUUGUGAUAUAUGAGGUUUUCUUUAUUUUGUAUAUGAUCAAUAAACUCCUUUUAAAAAGA
This is a messenger RNA of Artibeus jamaicensis (Jamaican fruit-eating bat), 6373 nucleotides long. RefSeq names its product MAF bZIP transcription factor G (gene MAFG). The record is from RefSeq and is a predicted model, not a curated record. Gene Ontology annotation, biological process: regulation of epidermal cell differentiation; regulation of transcription by RNA polymerase II. Gene Ontology annotation, cellular component: nucleus. The transcript is spliced from 3 exons. Bases 1702 to 2190 code for a protein of 162 amino acids. Gene Ontology annotation, molecular function: DNA-binding transcription factor activity, RNA polymerase II-specific; RNA polymerase II cis-regulatory region sequence-specific DNA binding. Lineage: Eukaryota; Metazoa; Chordata; Mammalia; Chiroptera; Phyllostomidae.